CUGGCUCAGGCGAAUUUAGGCCUAUUGACGCGAUAGUUCAAUUGUCGUUUGUAAUCGCUGACACGUCGCAAUAUGUGUGCCGAAAGUGUAGAGGAAGUUUGAAGUCGUGGGUACAAGCGAGGCAUAAAGCAAGCAAAAUUGAGAAAGAGCUGGAAGAAAUAUCUGCAAGCUCCGCUUCUGACAGCAGGAAAGUUGCUUCUGUCAGCCACAGUAUACCAAAUCAACAUGAAAAACACGAGCCAGUGACGGAAUGUAAAGCAGUCCAAACUAACUUAUCAUUUCCAAUUGAAACUGAAUCGAGUACAAGCGAUACUGCAUGUUGCUUAUGUUCAUGUGUGUUGGCCGAGUGGUAA
Paramuricea clavata is the source of this 353-nucleotide messenger RNA. The record is from the annotation of a GenBank genome assembly. Lineage: Eukaryota; Metazoa; Cnidaria; Anthozoa; Malacalcyonacea; Plexauridae.